GUCAUUCCUGUAGUUAUUCAGAAAGCUGUAUGAAAGAGGUGGGAAAUUUCAGAUAUUUUUCAUUUUAAAAAGGCACCCUUAGUUCACACUCAGACUACAGAGUCAGCAAACAAAGACAAAACCUUUUGCUAGACGAAAUAGCCAGAGAUUUUUCACAACAGUUUUAGGAUGACUGGACAAGAGAAGCCAAGUGCCCCCAGGGGUACUGAUUGUAUACAGGGCCUGUGGAACAUAGCAGUUAAAUAGAGGGAGAAAAUAACUUGGAAAAAGAAGUGAAUUUUCCUCUUGUGGGUGUAAAAUAGAGACUGUGAUGGGUGCUGGACAGAGACCUUUUCUUCUGCUUCUGAUGCAGUGAGAUAUACAGAAUUAAAGCCUGUUAUUUGUCUAUCCUGAGCUUAGCACUUCACUAGAGUUAGGGAGGGGAGAUUGCCAGCCUCCUCUGCCCAUGCACUCUCUUGCCUUUCACUGACGGGUGCACCUGGUCACACUGUGUUGGUUCUAUGCUGUAUUUCCUUCCAGCAUUCGUCUCUGGCUGCAUGGCAAGGCUUGUGGCAGAGAAGGCCCCCACGUGAUGAGCUCCCUGAUUGACACCUCUUACCUCCAGCUGGCUUCCUUUGCACUGGGGACAGUAGGCUGGAUUCUAUGCACCAUUUCCAUGGGACUUGUGGAGUGGAGAGUGUGGCAUGUGGACAACACCACCAUCAUCUCCUCUGGCAUCGCCUGGGUGGGGAUUUGGAAAGUCUGCUUCAUCAGUUAUAUUCAUGUCUCACCUGGCUAUGAAGAGCAGUUCUGCCAUAAAUUCAGUGGUUAUGACUCCUCCAUCCCUGGCGAAAUCUAUGCUGCUCAGGGUCUCCUGGUGAUUGCCAUGGUCAUGGGAUUGCUGGGACUGAUCGCCACAAUAUGUGCUCUGAGAAAUAUUUAUAUGGGAAUCAGUCGUAAAACUGCCAUUACCCGUUUCUUCCUGGUGGGUGGCUUCUUCUACGUAUUUGCUGGUCUGUGUGUCCUGAUUCCAGUGAGCUAUAACUUCUAUUCUGUAACACAUAACCAGAGCAUCGCCUUCCCUCCCUCCUACCUCAUGCCCUCCAGCCCCGUGGCACAGGAAGCUGGUGCUGCCAUUCCCAUUGGGAUUAUAGCUGCCAUCCUGCUGCUGCUGAGCGGGGUCUUUUCUCUCUCCUAUAGAUUUCCUGUAACCACAAACACAUGAAAUCCUGAUGGGAUGAAUUGCACCAUACAUUUUCAGAGUAUGGUCAAAAUAUAAGGAUGGCAGCACAAGUGGUUCUUCAGACAAGAAACUACAGCAUUGUAGUCCACAGUAGCCAGCAUAUGUUGUUAUAAGACUGAACUAUCAUGUUGAUUGCCAUGUGUGACCAGAAGUUUGUCUUUGAGAUCAUUGCUGUUGAGCAGCAAUGCUAAUUAUUAAGCUUUAUCAGUUGUCCUCUUCAUAUAUGUAUAUACAAACUCUAUUGAUUAACUUAUUUUUUGUGCCAGAUAUUUACUGUGUUCAAAGAGCCGUCUCUGAUUUCAUUGUCCUAUUAGAAAUACGUGGAACAACACAUGUGCAAUACAUGGAAUGACACGUGAAAUGUGAUUUUGUUUCCUUCUUUGUACUAAAACAUUUUGUCCAUUGUUAAUAUCUGUAGCAAAGUACAUUUUGUGGCAAGUUGAGACUUUUGAUACAAACAAAAUAAGUGUCAUCAUGAUUGUGUCAAAUGAGUGUUUGUUUCCUGAAUUGUCUUACAAAGAUAUCUAGCCAAUUUCCCCUCUUGCUCCAGGGCACAUAAAGAGC
Messenger RNA from Phasianus colchicus (ring-necked pheasant), 1786 nucleotides. It is a transcript of the gene CLDN34, whose product is annotated as claudin 34. NCBI's taxonomy places the organism in Eukaryota, Metazoa, Chordata, Aves, Galliformes, Phasianidae. Gene Ontology annotation, cellular component: membrane; bicellular tight junction. The record is from RefSeq and is a predicted model, not a curated record. Gene Ontology annotation, molecular function: structural molecule activity.